UUGUCGACUCUAGUCUUGCAAGAUAAUGCGAGGUGCCAUCCUGUGCCAAGCACGACUGCGAUGCCCCUGAACAACAGCUCUUGUAAAACAACACAAGUGUCUGGUGACGGUUUAUUGUACAUUCCGAGGAAUCGCGAAUGUGACAUACGCUACUACUGUUGCAAAGGAAAAGCAGAUGUAAAGCAGAUCUGCGCUGCACCUACCGUCAAUGUUGAGGCAGGAAGCUUGGGCCGGGACCUCUCAACUUCCCGGACUCGUUGA
Bipolaris victoriae FI3 is the source of this 261-nucleotide messenger RNA. RefSeq lists its product as hypothetical. The record is from RefSeq and is a predicted model, not a curated record. The transcript has a single exon. Lineage: Eukaryota; Fungi; Ascomycota; Dothideomycetes; Pleosporales; Pleosporaceae. The annotation marks the transcript as partial.